AUGUUGGUUAAACAAAUUUGGGGAGCGAGGCGGUAUAAUGCACAUAAAUGUCUAGGUAUAGUGUCAAGGAAGUUUUCGAGCCGCUUAGAUGCUCUUGAUUAUGAGGAACGGUUAGAGGGUUGUUUGUCAGCGUUGCCUCCGAAGGCUAAAGUGGUGAUAUGUGGCGGUGGGAUGAUGGGGGCCGCUGUGGCGUACCACCUAGCGCGCCGCGGCUGGGGCGACAAGACUGUUGUCAUCGAAAAAGAAAAGGUCGGCACCGGCAGCAGAUGGCACUCGUCAGGUCUUGUCGGUGCUUUCAAACCAACUCUAGCCCAAGUCCGACUGACUCAGUCCUCCAUCAGGCUUCUUCAAGAUCUAGAGGCUAAGGGCAGACCGACGGGGUGGAAGCAAUGUGGAUCCUUACUCCUUGCGAGGACCAGGGACCGAAUGACUGUCUACCGGAGAAUGAAAAGCCAAUCUGUUUCGUGGGGAAUACCUUGCGAGUUGGUCACUCCAAAGAAAUGUCAAGAGCUGUGGCCACUUCUCAACGUGGACGACGUGUUGGGUGGGCUCUGGAUACCCGGGGAUGGAGUUGGCGACCCUCACCUGCUCUGCAUGGCUCUUAUGCGGGAAUGUAUUGAAAACGGCGUCGGCGUGAUGGAAGACUGCUCUGUGACCGCUGUGCUUUCGAAGAACGAUCGAGUGUGCGGAGUGGAGACAAAUCAUGGCGCGAUCGAGUGCGAAUAUUUCGUCAACUGCGCUGGCUUCUGGGCAAGGCAGGUUGGUCAACUCGCUCGUCCUCAAGUUAAAGUACCGCUGCUACCCUGCGAACACUACUACCUACACACUAAACCCAUUGAAAACCUAGACCCUAUGACACCUGUUAUCCGGGAUCCUGAUGGCUACAUCUACCUUCGUGAGAGGGACGGCUGCAUCCUCGCUGGAGGCUUCGAACCCAUUGCAAAGCCUGUUUAUGAGGAAGAAAUAACAUCGAUGUCCCAGCGGUGUGUGCCUGAAGACUGGGACCACUUCCACGUCUUACUGCAGCAGCUUCUCAAGCGUGUACCAAGUCUCAGCCAGGCUGUGCUGCACAAACUAUGCAAUGGACUUGAAGCCUUUUCUCCAGAUUGCAAGUGGAUCGUCGGCGAAGCACCAGAGAUGUUUAACUACCACGUGGCGGCGGGUAUGAAGACCGUGGGUAUAUCGGCGGCCGGCGGCGUGGCUGAGGCCACGGCUGACGAGAUCGUGGACGGGUACACCAAGUACGAUAUGUACGAGCUUGGCCUCAACCGGUUCCUAGGCCUGCACAACAACAAGAGGUUCCUUAGAGACCGCGUCAAGGAAGUACCUGGUGUUCACUACGGCCUCCCAUAUCCGUUCCACGAGUUCGAGACCGGGCGCAACCUGAGGCUGUCCCCGAUCUACCCGACGCUGCGCGACAACGGCGCAGUAUUCGGGCAGGUCAUGGGCUACGAGAGACCUACGUGGUUCGAGACUGUGGAUCCCAAAGACCCUCCGGACAAGCCGCGUCCGUUCAAAGUGGCGUACACGAAGACGUUCAACAAGCCGCACUGGUUCGACACGGUGCAGCGCGAGUACUGGGCCUGUCGCGAACGAGUGGGCCUCGCCGACUACUCCUCUUUCACCAAAAUCGAUAUACAGUCCCAAGGUCGCGAGGUCGUGGAUAUGCUGCAGUACCUGUGCUCCAACGACGUGGACGUGCCAGUCGGCAGUAUCAUACACACUGGCAUGCAGAACGAACGAGGUGGCUACGAGAAUGAUUGCAGUCUUGCCAGAAUAUCAGAGAACUUAUACAUGAUGAUAGCGCCGACCAUACAACAGACACGCUGCAAGGCUUGGAUGAAGCGCCACCUCCCAGCCAACGGGUCAGUGACCCUCUCUGACGUCACGUCUAUGUAUACAGCCAUAUGUAUCAUGGGACCGUUUACAAGGAAUCUUCUUUCUGAGCUGACUGAUACGGACCUGACGCCUUCAAACUUUCCGUUCUUCACCUUCAAAGAGAUUGAUGUUGGCCUGGCUAAUGGAAUCAGAGCCAUGAACUUGACGCACACUGGGGAGCUGGGAUAUGUCUUGUAUAUUCCUAAUGAGUUCGCCCUCCACGUUUACAAUCGCCUAAUGACAGUCGGUGAGAAAUACUCAAUCUCUCACGUUGGCUACUACGCGAGCCGAGCGCUGCGGGUCGAGAAGUUCUUCGCGUUUUGGGGACAAGAUCUGGACACGAUGACCACGCCCCUUGAGUGCGGACGUACGUGGCGUGUUAAAUUUGAUAAAGACAUCGAGUUUAUAGGCAGGGAUGCGUUGCUUCGUCAGCGCGAGGAAGGCAUACGUCGCCAAUACGUGCAACUGUUACUCACAGACCAUGAUCAUGAACUCGACAUGUGGUCUUGGGGCGGGGAACCGAUAUACAGAGACGGGAACUACUGCGGACAAACGACUACUACCAGUUAUGGGUUCACGUUCAAAAAACAGGUUUGCCUCGGUUUCGUGGAGAAUUUAGACAAGAAUGGCGUGCCGCAAGUUAUCAACAACGACUAUGUGUUAAGCGGACAUUAUGAAAUUGAUAUUGGCGGUAUAAGAUAUGCGGCUAAAGUGAACCUGCAUUCUCCGAACCUGCCCACAAAGUAUCCGGACAAGGAGAGAGACGUCUACCAAGCUACGAGGAAACUUCACGAGAGCCAGCAGUCUCUGGGAAGGCACUACCAACCGUAG
This is a messenger RNA of Spodoptera littoralis (African cotton leafworm), 2709 nucleotides long. The record is from the annotation of a GenBank genome assembly. Lineage: Eukaryota; Metazoa; Arthropoda; Insecta; Lepidoptera; Noctuidae.